UCUUGAACUAGCUAGCCAUGGGUUCACGCAGAUCUUAAUUAGAACAUGCAUAUAUGCAUCCUAGACUUUCGACUGUAAAAGAAAAUCUUUCUUUGUUUUUGUUUUCUUUUGACCCUAAUGCUCUGAAACAUGACUGUUUCGGAGAGUUUUUUACAGUACAUUAAUUAAUUUGCUGGUUGCAUUAGUACUGGAUCUCAGCAAAGGAUAAUACGUACCCUGCUGAAGAAGAUUUGUGCAACCCCGAGACUCGAUCCAAACAUGGCAAACGGUGCAAAUGUGGAUAGAGAUCAUCAGGCUCAAACUGGGGGAACUGGUCAGGAAGCAGAUCUGAAUAAAUGGCUACCAGUAACUGCAUCCAGGAAAGCAAAGUGGUGGUACUCAGCCUUCCACAAUGUUACUGCUAUGGUGGGUGCUGGGAUACUAGGCUUGCCAUUUGCAAUAUCCCAACUUGGCUGGAUCCCUGGAAUCGUAUCCAUAUUGGGUUCUUGGUUGAUCACUUUCUAUUCGUUGUGGCAACUGGUUGAAUUGCAUGAAGCAGUGCCCGGAAAGCGGUUUGAUCGGUAUCAUGAAUUGGGACAGCAUGCUUUUGGUGAGAAACUCGGGUACUGGAUUGUUGUCCCUCAGCAAGCCUGCGUUCAGGCGGCUACAACCAUAGUGUAUUCGGUUACAGGCGGGAAGUCGUUGAAGAAGUUCUUUGAUCUGCUCAUUCCGAGCGCUAAUGGUGUUAGACAAACAUAUUUCAUCCUCAUCUUUUCUUGCCUGCAACUUGUUAUCUCCCAAACCCCUAAUUUUAAUUCCUUGAAAGGAAUUUCCCUACUUGCUGCAGUGAUGUCUUUAUGUUACUCAUUGGUGGCUUUUGUGGCAUCAACCAUUAGGGGCAGUCAUAAUCACAAUUUAAUUACAUAUGGAGUUCGAUCUCACUCAACAGGGGGACAAAUCUUUGAUGCUCUAAAUGCACUUGGGACCAUAGCAUUUGCGUUUGCAGCACACAGUGUGGCCCUAGAAAUUCAGGCCACAAUCCCUUCAUCUUCACAGAAGCCCUCAAAGAAGCCAAUGUGGCGAGGUUGCCUUUGGGCUUAUAUCACUGUUGCCUUCUGCUAUCUCUCUGUCUCAAUAUCUGGUUUCUGGGCUUUUGGCAACGCUGUGGAUGACGAUAUUCUCGUUUCACUGGAAAAACCACGUUUGCUUAUUGCCAUUGCGAACCUUAUGGUGUUUUUCCAUGUCCUAGGAAGUUAUCAGGUUUUUGCUAUGCCCCUAUUCGACUUGCUAGAGUCAUUUUUGGUCCUCAAGUUACAUUUCACACCUGGACGAGCUCUACGCCUCAUUGGGCGUAGUACAUAUGUUGCCCUAGCAGGAUUUAUUGCAAUGUGCGUUCCGUUCUUUGGAGGAUUGUUAGGAUUCUUUGGAGGACUAGUAUUUGCGUCAACAUCAUUCUUUCUACCAUGCAUAAUCUGGCUCGUCAUUCGAAAACCGAAAACAUGGAGCUUUCAUUGGGUCGCAUCUUGGGUGUCGAUCAUCCUGGGCCUCAUGAUUGCAUUCUUCGCACCCAUAGGAGGAUUAAGACAAAUUAUCGUUUCGGCCAAGACCUACAAAAUCUUCUCCUAGUUUUUUU
Molecule: messenger RNA, 1612 nt
Organism: Juglans microcarpa x Juglans regia
Lineage: Eukaryota; Viridiplantae; Streptophyta; Magnoliopsida; Fagales; Juglandaceae
Product: lysine histidine transporter-like 5
Exons: 8
Coding region: 259-1605 (448 amino acids)
Cellular component (GO): plasma membrane
Source: RefSeq, a predicted model, not a curated record